Molecule: messenger RNA, 1656 nt
Organism: Durio zibethinus
Lineage: Eukaryota; Viridiplantae; Streptophyta; Magnoliopsida; Malvales; Malvaceae
Product: serine/threonine-protein kinase RHS3-like
Biological process (GO): protein phosphorylation
Molecular function (GO): protein kinase activity; ATP binding
Source: RefSeq, a predicted model, not a curated record
AUGUCAUCAAAAACUAAUAAAACGCUCGACUACUCUGACACUGAGUUGAGCGAUAUUUCCUUGGGAACAGGAUCUCCUCACUACAAAAUAACAGAUUUACAUUCCACCAAAAAGAAUAUUUUAACCUUCCCUCCUGACCAGAGAAAGGUGGAUAGAACGGCUAAAAUUAGUGCCAAUUCACCUCCUGGACCUGGAUAUUCAACUCCAAUUCCCAAAGUGAAUGAAAAUGUACCUUCUAACCAGCAAUACGAUCCCACAAUGAUGGAUCUUGUUAAGAAGCCCAAGAUGCCGCCAAAUGAUGCAAGAAAUACCAAUUCGAUGCAAAACAAUCUUGUCCAUGUCCCAGGGAGUAUAAACAACAGUCGUAGUGAUAGCCUGGAGAGCUCCACUACUCCCCUUAGGCCUCACACAGGUGGUGAUGGACGGUGGGAUGCCAUUAAUACGGUCAGUGCCAAAGGCCCAAUUGGUCUAAACAAUUUCCGGCGUUUGAAGCGCCUUGGAUAUGGAGACAUUGGAAGUGUAUAUCUUGUGGAACUCAGAGGAACCAAUGCCUACUUCGCUAUGAAAGUAAUGGACAAGGCAUCCCUGGCUAGUAGAAACAAGGUAUUGCGAGCACAAACGGAACGAGAGAUUCUUGGUCUUCUUGAUCAUCCUUUCUUGCCAACUCUGUAUUCAUAUUUUGAGACAGACAAGUUUUAUUGUCUGGUCAUGGAGUUCUGUAGGGGCGGCAAUCUUCAUUCUCUCCGCCAAAAGCAACCCAACAAGCAUUUUACAGAGGAAGCUGGACGGUUCUUUGCAUCAGAAGUAUUGCUGGCACUAGAGUAUCUGCACAUGCUAGGUAUAGUAUACAGGGACUUAAAGCCAGAAAAUGUUCUGGUAAGAGAUGAAGGCCAUAUCAUGCUUUCAGAUUUUGACUUAUCGCUCCGUUGCUCUGUCAGUCCAACACUGGUGAAAUCUUCAUCUACACAUCAAACGAGCAAUAGUGGUGGCACUGGUGGCAUUUUGGAUAAUGAGUUUGCAGCUGUACAUGGUUGUAUGCAGCCAUCAACAUUUUUCCCCCGCAUUUUGCCUGGUAAAAAAAAUCGUAAAUCUAAAUCAGAUUUUGGCCUCUUUCUCGGAGGCACCAUGCCAGAGUUAAUGGCAGAACCUACCGAUGUUCGUUCAAUGUCCUUCGUCGGGACGCAUGAAUAUUUAGCCCCGGAAAUCAUUCGAGGAGAAGGUCAUGGCAGUGCAGUGGACUGGUGGACAUUCGGCAUCUUCUUGUAUGAACUCUUGCUUGGCACAACUCCAUUCAAGGGACAAGGAAAUCGAGCCACACUUAUCAAUGUUGUAGAGCAGCCGCUGAGAUUCCCAGAAACUCCACAAGUGAGUUUCGUGGCUCGUGAUCUCAUACGAGGGCUCCUGGUAAAAGAACCAAGCAAACGACUAGCAAGCAAAAGAGGAGCAACGGAAAUAAAACAGCAUCCAUUUUUUGAGGGAGUCAAUUGGGCUUUGGUCAGAAGCGCCAUGCCUCCCCACGUACCUGAACCUCUAGACUUCUCACAUUUCGCUAGCAACGAUGACAAGAAGAACAACCCUGCUCCUCAUCUUGGAGUUGGGGGUGAUAAAAACAGUGCUACCACUUCUGCUAAUUACAUAGAAUUUGAGUACUUUUAG